Messenger RNA from Myxozyma melibiosi, 3777 nucleotides. RefSeq names its product transporter, ABC superfamily. The transcript is spliced from 9 exons. Lineage: Eukaryota; Fungi; Ascomycota; Lipomycetes; Lipomycetales; Lipomycetaceae. Gene Ontology annotation, molecular function: ATP binding; ABC-type transporter activity; ATP hydrolysis activity. Gene Ontology annotation, biological process: transmembrane transport. Gene Ontology annotation, cellular component: membrane. Bases 427 to 3513 code for a protein of 1028 amino acids. The record is from RefSeq and is a predicted model, not a curated record.
UGCAAGAGUCGACCCGGGUCAGGAUCAAGUUCUGACCCGAUGAUGUGCAGCUGACCCGAGCGGCUCACCGCUUUCGGUCUGGGUGCCCAGCUCUUCGAGGUCUCCAAAGCCAAGUUCGUCUUUGGCAACUGAUCAAGUUCACCGCCGAAAGACCAAAACAUCUUCACUUCUAGCAGCAAAAGGGUGUUCUGUUUGGACAAUCUCGACGCUUUUAAGUCUCAGUUCAGUUCAGCAGUCUUUGUCUGGAAACCACCUCCAACCCUUGUUCAGUCUUCCUCGACUUCGUCCCGCACUCAGGCUUAUCUUAUCAUUCGUCAUUGUCCGGCGACCUUGGUCUGACUGAGCAGCACCUGCUCACAUCUCUUUUUCUCUUCAUCUACUCUGCUGUUUCGACUUUUUUGCGCCCGUCUCUGUGCUGUGCCAGAAAUGCGGUCUCGUCAGUAUGAUUUCCUGCUGCUAGUCGUGCUCUUCCUCGCAGUGGCGCGAUCGUCGACCGCCAUUGCUGCCUUCCCAGGCUCGCGAAAUAGCUCGUUUCCUAUGAGCUCGAUAUUCAAUCACAAAAACAGUCCGCACAUCGCUGCUUCGGACGAAUGCUUCAAUUGCUUACUGCCCGCACACCAAUGCGCCCAGUUCGCCGACUGUCGACCGUACGAUGGGUUUUGCGACUGUCCCGCUGGGUUUGGCGGAGCGGACUGCGUUGAUCCUGUCUGCGGAUCUCUCGCAGAUGGCCGCGACCGAAUGCCCCGCGACGGUCCGUCUUGCGACUGCACCGAUGGCUGGGGUGGAAUCAAUUGCAAUGUUUGCCAAUCCGACGACUCUUGCAACGCAUUCACGCCCGAUGGCACCGGCGGCGCAUGCUACAAGGGUGGCAUGACUGUCAAGCAGAAUUUCCAAAUGUGUAACGUCACUAACCGCAAGAUUGUGGAUAUUUUGGACGGAGAUUUACCCCAGGUUACUUUUACUUGCAACCGAACCUCUGAGAUUUGUGACUUUCAAUUCUGGAUUGGCGAGGUUGAGAGUUUCUACUGCCAGUUGAACGAGUGCGAGUUCUCCACAGAAUCGACGGCCAAUUCAAACAAAACGAUGUACGCAUGCCCCAGCAUCGAAUGCGCGUGCAUCCCCGACCGCAUGCUCUGCGGUGCAGACGGUUCGAUCGACAUCACAGACUUUUUGACCGAAGCAAUCGAAGGCCCCGGCUACUUCACCUGCGACUCCGCCUCUGACUCUUGCGAGUUUUCCGAACCGGCGAUGGAUGAACUCAUCCAGUCCGUGUUUGGCGACGAGACAAUCACUCUGCAUUGCGAUAGUGGCGAGUGUAUGCAUUAUAGUGAGAUUCCGGGGUACGAGCUGCCCAAGAAAAAGCUCAACAGAAAGGUGCUCGCGUUUGGAAUCAUCAGUGUUUUGGGGUUCAUUGGACUUGUGACGUUUGGUGUGAUGUAUACCAUUCGGAAGCUGCAGGAUAUGACAAGCGGCGUGAAGCUGCCUUCUGAAGACGAAUCAUACAAGCUCAUGACAGGACAUACCCCCGCCACGCUUCUUUUCCGAAACACGUCGUACAGCGUGCGUGAUAAGACUGUAUUACGAGGCGUCCAGGGUGUCGUUCGUCCGGGAGAGAUCAUGGCGAUCAUGGGUGCGUCCGGCGCAGGCAAAACCUCGCUACUCGACAUUCUUGCCCACAAGAACAAGGACGGCAGAGUCGAUGGCCAGAUCCUAGUCAACGGCUACAAAGUGACUGACGAUCAGUUCAAGGGCAUCAUCGGCUUUGUCGACCAGGAAGAUGCUCUGAUGCCUACUCUGACUGUGUACGAGACUAUUCUGAAUUCGGCGCUGCUGAGACUACCAAAGACGAUGUCUCGUGACGCAAAGCAUCUGCGCGUGCUCGAGACUAUGAAUGAGCUUGGAAUCAUUGAUAUCAAAGAUCAGGUUAUUGGAUGGGAAGGCCGGCGAGGAAUUUCGGGCGGAGAAAAACGCCGAGUCGCGAUCGCUUGCGAACUGGUCACUAGUCCGUCAAUCAUUUUCCUAGACGAGCCGACGUCCGGAUUGGACUCUUUCAACGCGUACAAUGUGAUUGAGAGUCUCAAGACUCUGGCACAGAACUACAAACGUACCGUCAUCUUCACGAUCCACCAGCCGCGUUCGAACAUUGUUGCGCUGUUUGAUCGACUACUGCUGCUGUCGCACGGCGAAGUUGUGUACUCUGGUCUCGAAGCGGAGUGCCAGGCUUACUUUGCCGGAAUUGGAUACGACUGCCCCCCAGGCUUCAAUCUUGCCGACUUUUUGAUCGACUUGACGAUGACGGCCUCGCAAGCCAGUCGUAAGAACGGACAUUCGUACCAUGAUAUCUCGCCACCUUCAGAGCCGAUCAGCUCAGGCUCGUCUGCCGUCACCGCUGCGUCUGGCGAGGAUGAAGACGGUGAGCUGAUUCGUUUGUCGACAAGAGAGGAUACCGAGGUCGAGCAUCCGUUACAACAAAACGGCCAUUCUGAGACAGAGACAGAGUCCGCAGAGACUUCAACCACCGCCGAAGUCUCGCAGACGCUAGAUCUAGUCGAGAUUGUGAGAGAAUACAAACGGUCGCAGAUCUCGAACCAGAUCAUUUCCGAGAUCGAGCAGAGUCUGCACGCGUCGAGUGAAAACACAGACGAGAUCCCGUCGUUCUUGGUCGAUUCGAGAAAGAUCGGCGUGUGGGAGCAAUUUGUGAUUCUUUCGGGACGAACGUUUAAGAAUCUGUAUCGUAAUCCUAUGCUUUUACUCACUCAUUACGGAAUCGCUCUUGUUCUUUCAGUGCUCGUCGGAUAUCUGUACUACGACAUCGUGAACGACAUUUCAGGCUUCCAAAACCGACUCGGAUUAUUUUUCUUCCUCCUCACGCUGUUUGGUUUCAGCACGCUGACCACGCUGCACAUCUUUGCAUCCGAGCGCCAGAUAUUUGUCCGCGAGCGCGCGAACGGGUUCUAUACCCCGAUCGCCUACUUUGCGUCCAAGGUUGUGUUUGACAUUAUCCCGCUGCGCGUGGUGCCGCCACUGCUGCUCGGAUUGAUCAUUUACCCGCUUGUUGGGCUGAACUUUGAGUCGUACGGAAUGGCCAAAUUCCUCCUCGUGUUGAUUCUUUUCAACCUUUCGUCUGCCGCGAUCUGCCUCUUCAUCGGUGUGAUGAUCAAAGACAGCGGUGUGGCGAGUUUAAUUGGCAUCCUCGUCAUGCUCUUCAGUCUCCUCUUCGCCGGCCUGUUUCUGAACAAGGACUCGAUCCCGCCCAGCGCGCUCUGGAUCCAAAACCUCUCGAUUUUCCACUACGCGUUCGAAGCCAUGCUGGUCAACGAAGUCCGCUAUCUGACGCUGAUUGAAUAUAAAUUCGGCUUGUCGAUCGAAGUUCCUGGCGCCACGAUCCUCAGCACGUUCGGGUUCGACACGACUGCGUUCAGGCGCGACGUCACGGGUCUUGUCGUUUUCUUUGGAACUUUUAUCGCACUGGCCUACGCUGGUAUGCAUUUCCACCUCGUCGAAAGACGGUGAGUGUAUCUACACCUACCAAAAAGCAAACGUAAAUAAAAGAGUCGGAUCGAGAGCUGCUGCUUGUAUUCGUGUUGUCUCUUCAUCUUUUGUACAACUCACAAGUUUCUUCUAUUUUUAUCUCUCUUAGGUGGUCAUAUAUCUCUUUACUUAUCACUUUCUCGUCAUCCUAUCACUGGUUCCCCAGUCGCUUUGUCUCUUCUUUAAAUGUAUUGACAUCUCCAGAUUAUGUAAUAUAGUAAAGAAAAACCAGGGUUGGGGUUGGGA